UUUAUGGCUGGUAAGAUGUUUUUUCCUUCCAGAUGAUGUUUUUGUUUUCUCUUUCAGAAGAUGUUUAAACGUGUUCAGUUCUUUUUGAUAUUAAUUUGAACUUUUUGUUUCACUUUUAUUUUUUACUGUUAAUCUUUAUUGUUACUUAAAUAUCCCAAGGAAUAAACAAAACCUCAAGUUAUUCAUGUUUUAAUAAUUUGAAUUUUAGACGACACUAUCGUGAGUUCUCACUAAUCAUGCCUGAAACCGAUAAAUACUGUUGGAUUUGUCAUCGAGAACAUGCAAGCUUACCCUGUAAAGAAUGCUUUCGCAACUACCACUACCGAUGUGCUCGUAACAUAAUGACCGAUGACUCAUUAUUUGUUCCUGAUCCUAACAAUAGAAGGUUAUACCAAUUUUCCACAUCAUGUUCUGAAUGCCAAAUGCUUGCUAAAGCUGCAAGAAACUGGGAUAAAGGUCUAGAAUUCCAGAAAAUAUCAAAGAAAACUCUCAACACUUUGCUGUCUUAUAUUUUAGAUCUUUUAAAACAGUCUGCUCCUGCUCCAUUACUUUGGCCUGCAAGCAAGCUUUCAAUAUCUGGCUGUCCGUUUACCAUGGAUUUUCAUAAAAUCAAAGACAAGACCUCAGAUAAUCUUUAUAACAGCCCGAGAGAGUUUCUUAAUGAUAUAACUCUCAUCAAUCAUAAUUGUGCUGUUAUCGUUAAAUGUGAAAACCGUAACAGAGAGAUGAGAGCUUUGUCAAAAGAAUUAUAUAUUUACAAAAACGAAAUGAUUGAAUUCAAAAAGACGGCUGAGGCUAGAAUUCGAUAUUUAGAGGACUGUCCUCAUUGUAUUUUAAAUUUCUCUAAUUUUGGUGACAAAUGGUUAACGAUGACUUGUCCGUGGGGUCAUCUUUUGAUUCUUGCCAAAAUAGACGACUCGCUUUGGCCUGCUAAGUUGAUCAGAUAUAAUCGUUCGUCAGGACGCCUCGAUGUGAUCUUGUUUGGGACCGGUGAACGCGAUUUCUUGAACCGUUUCAGGACCCGAAUAAGUGAGAGCCAAUGCUGGAUACCUUGUCGCUCGGAUUUAGACAUACCCCAGAAAAAAGAAGAACUUAUUGAGGCUUAUGAUCAAGCUAGAAAAUAUGUGAAUACCUUGAGGAAAAAAUUUGGCCGUAAAUUUAGCUUACCUGGAUUGAGGAGAAGAAUCAAAGACAGCGAUAAAGACUACAUUUCGAAGGGAUCAUCAUCGGAUGAAGAUGUUAUACUAUUAACUGAUGAUGAACAAGAAGAACACGGUGCCUCUGUGGAAUCAGGAAGCAAAGAGGACAGAAGUGCGAUUAAUAAGCAAAGUUUACCUAAUGAUACCGUCAAUACUGAAGGUGCUACCAGCAAAAAAGAUGACUCCGUUAAAGGUGUAGAAAAUAACAAGAACGACAAUAUUAGUGAUAUUAACAAUAAUAGUGCUAAGAUAAAUGCAAAGGAUACAGAAGUUCGUAAUGCAGAGCCAAAUCAAAACCCAAUUACGGAAUCUGAUAAUAUCAAAAGCAAUGCGCCUAAUAAUGCGCCUAACAUUGCACCUGACAUUGCACACAAUAAAGCGACUAACAUUGCACCUGAUAAUGCGCCCAAUAAAGUACCUAACAUUGUGCCUAAUAAAGCGCCUAACAUUGCACCUGACAUUGCAGCUAAUAACGUACCAAAUCAUGAACCAACUUUAUUGAAUGGAACAACUGACAACAUUCUCAAUGACAGUCCUUCUAUGACGGAGCCGAAAGUGCCAACAGAACGUGAAAAAGAAGUACCUAUAGAAUGUUCUAUCGAAGAACCUGAAGUUAGUUCUACACAGGUGUUACCGGAAGAUCAUGAUACUUUGAAAAGUGACCAAUGCACACAGUUUGAAAUUGUAUACGACGACGAAUCAGAAGGAACCAAAAUAACCUCUAUUUCUAAUGAAGUGGAAGAAAAAAUAGCCCCGGAAACUGACCAAAAAUUUAUAUUUUCACCUGUUACUGCAGAUUUUGUUAUCGAAGACGAAACUAGUAGUAAUGAUGAACCAUUGAAAACCAAAGUUACACCGAUUCCAGAAAGUCAUUUUACAUUGACUUUAGAUGAUCAAAGUAAGGAAACCGUAUUUGAAUCCACCGUAAUGACUGAUCUAUCUGGAUCAUAUCUGUAUCAUUCUGCUAUGGAUACAUCCGAUCAUUCAACAUUCAGGGUAAAUGCUAAAUCCCUUCGUGACGAUUAUGACGAUAAUUUAAGUGGUCCUUUGUUCAAAAAGAUGAAAUACGACUCCUUGAUGAAUUUCGACUACAUUUCAGAAUCUCAAAAGGUUAAAGAACGUUUAGCAUUGGCUGAAAAAGAAUUGUUACAAUUAAAAAUGCAUGAAGAAUAUCGUGAGGCAGUUACAAGAGCCCAAAUAGAAGCACUAAAAGCUAAAUCACUUGAAGAAAAUUGUGAAAAAUUACAAAAAGAAUUAACGGAAACAGCUGAUAAACUAAAGGAAGAAAGUGAAGAGUUGGUCAAAAAGACUAAUAGUUUAGUCGAAUUACAACAAAUAGUUGACAAAUUGAAGGAGGAACGUGAUGAACUACUCAAGAAAGCCAACCAGUUGCCCGAAUUACAAGAAAAGAUUGACAAAUUGAGCAAGGAACGAGACCAAUUAAACAAGAAAAUGGACAAUCUAGUCGAAGAACAUCGAUAUGCUUUGACCAAACAGGAGGAAGAGAUAAACUCCACUUGGAAAAAUUCAGUAGCCGAGCAGCUUAAAGAUUUAAAAUCAAAACAUGACCAAAUGAUAAGCGAAAACAACAAAUCAUGGGAAGAAAAGCUUGAAUUACAAAAAUUAACUCUCGAUCUCAAAUAUAAAAAGUUAAAAGAUAAAUUUCUUCAGCUCCAUUUAACAAUAAAAGAAUCACUUGCUGGUGCAUCUGAUUCAGAUGUUGAAGAAAGUUCAGUACCGAACCAAGAACAAGAUGCGGCAUCAGCAAAUUGAACCCUAAUUUAAUAGAAAUACCGCUUUAAUUAUUGAUCUUGGAGCAUUACUUGCUUAUUAUUUUUUUCCUUAUCAUAUCACUUCAAAUGUUCAUAAUGUAAAAUGUUUUCUAUUCUUUCGACAAUCAAGCAAAUUAUGGUCACAAAUAUUCAAUUUUUAAUUUUUCUGAUUCUGAAUAAUCAACCAAUCAAACCAAACUGUUCCAUAAAAGUUGAAUCAUAUAAUCGAUCCCCUGUUGUUCAUUCCAGUAAAGUUUAGAGUUUACUUCAAUGCCAAAUAUUCGUGUCUCAUUGCAAAUCGUAAUGCAAUCGUUGUAUUGUUUUUGUUAAAUAAAUACAGAUUAAAGAAAUUGAUUGCGAUUUCAUUAAUGCUGCUCACAACCAAAAA
This is a messenger RNA of Tetranychus urticae (two-spotted spider mite), 3359 nucleotides long. RefSeq lists its product as uncharacterized. Gene Ontology annotation, cellular component: nucleus. Lineage: Eukaryota; Metazoa; Arthropoda; Arachnida; Trombidiformes; Tetranychidae. Gene Ontology annotation, molecular function: transcription corepressor activity. Gene Ontology annotation, biological process: regulation of transcription elongation by RNA polymerase II; regulation of signal transduction. The record is from RefSeq and is a predicted model, not a curated record.